Messenger RNA from Desarmillaria tabescens, 528 nucleotides. RefSeq names its product 2Fe-2S ferredoxin-type domain-containing protein. Gene Ontology annotation, molecular function: 2 iron, 2 sulfur cluster binding. Gene Ontology annotation, cellular component: mitochondrion. Lineage: Eukaryota; Fungi; Basidiomycota; Agaricomycetes; Agaricales; Physalacriaceae. Gene Ontology annotation, biological process: positive regulation of oxidoreductase activity; P450-containing electron transport chain. The transcript is spliced from 4 exons. The record is from RefSeq and is a predicted model, not a curated record. Bases 1 to 528 code for a protein of 175 amino acids.
AUGCUCCGUGGAUUGGCUCUGGACUUGCUCAGCGUUUCCUUACGGAGACCAUCCUACCUCAAGGCCUGUCCAAGGCGAGAUACUUUUGCUGCAACCUGGACUACCCGUGGGUUUCACCGGUCAAUACCGGCCAGACACGGAGGAAUUGAUAGACCAAAACCCGGAACGGGUGUCCUUAUCGACUUUAAAGAUUCUAAAGGGACGUUAAUCAAAACUGUUGAGGCUAAUGAAGGGGACGACAUCCUCUCUAUCGCGCAUGAGUACGAUAUUGACCUGGAAGGCGCGUGCGAGGGCUCAAUAGCGUGCUCGACGUGUCAUGUCAUACUAGAGCAGGAGGUGUUCGACCAGCUGGAAGAACCGGGGGAUGACGAAAAUGAUAUGCUGGAUAUGGCGUUUGGCUUGACGGAGACGAGUCGGCUGGGAUGCCAGGUGAAGGUGACAAAGGAUAUACAGGAUGGGAGGUGGGAGGUUAGGCUCCCUGCGGCGACGAGGAAUAUGUUUGUUGACGGGAAAAAAGCAUCACAUUGA